Molecule: messenger RNA, 2016 nt
Organism: Petromyzon marinus (sea lamprey)
Lineage: Eukaryota; Metazoa; Chordata; Hyperoartia; Petromyzontiformes; Petromyzontidae
Product: secreted frizzled-related protein 5-like
Biological process (GO): non-canonical Wnt signaling pathway; canonical Wnt signaling pathway
Molecular function (GO): Wnt-protein binding
Source: RefSeq, a predicted model, not a curated record
GCGACGCAAUAAAGCGGAGUCUCGAGACCCGGGGCGGAGCGCCCAGGGACCCAGGGACACCGACUCCACGGCGAGACUCACAGACGAUAAGGCAGACUCACAUACAUACUCACUCACACACACACACCGAUAGAAUCAGUGAGAUAUAUAUUCGCUGACAAGGGUAGAGACGCACAUACAGCAUAAUUUCUGUGCGGAGGAUCAAAGUGCAGGGCAAGGAUAUCCACUGUCGAUGUGCGUCGCUUUGUGCCUGGGAGGCGUCUUACAGGGUCUACAUUUUGAGACCUCUGUGAGUCCGAAUUCACUAGGUCAGAAACGAAACGAGGAUCUGAGACUCACGGGGGAAGUGAGGCUCUGGGUUGGCUCUUCAACUCAGUACCAAUCCCGUGCAUAGGUAACCACCCAGGAGCGCCCCGACACGAGGAGUGCCCCACGCCUGGGUCCCUGCUCCCUCCAUGAGGCGCGCACGGGGCCCUCCCGGGGCCCUGCUCUGGGACGCGGUGGUGUCGUUUUUCCUGCUGCUGCUGCUGCCUUCCCGCUACACACACGCUGACCUGCCGCUGCCCGCCGUUCCAGCGGACGAGGGCGACGUCUACGAGUACGCGUACAGCUGGCAGGGCGACGCGCACGCCGAGGACUCCGAGAUUUCCACGGGCCCUGGAGGAUGGACGUGGGGUCCGGCCUUCCACCCGCGGCGGCCGGCGUGCGUGCCCAUCCCUCCCGAGCUGCGGCUGUGCCACGGCAUCGGCUACGCGUCGAUGCGCCUCCCCAACCUGCUGGACCACGACAGCAUGGGCGAGGUGCUGCAGCAGGCGGGAGCGUGGGUCCCGCUGUUGGCGCGGCGCUGCCACCCGGACGCGCGGCUGCUCCUCUGCGCGCUCUUCGCGCCCGUGUGCCUGGCGCGCCCCGUGGCGCCGUGCCGCGCGCUCUGCGCGUCCGUGCGCGCCGCAUGCGCUCCGCUCAUGGACGCGUUCGGCUUCCCGUGGCCCGAGAUGUUGCGCUGCGAGAGAUUCCCGCUCGAUCGAGACCUCUGCAUCGGUCUCCAGUUCCAGUCCAAGGGCGGGCAACACGCGGCGCAGCCGGCCUCCGAGCUCUGCCCGCAGUGUGAGAGCGACGUCCUGCCCGACACCAUCGCGGAUCUGUACUGCGCCAGCGAGUUCGCCCUGAGAAUGCGCAUCAAGGAGGUCCGUCGCACCGAGCGGGACCGCCGCGUCAUCGGGAGCCGCAAGAGGCGGCGGAUCCUGCGCGCGGGGCCCCUGCGGCCCCGGGACCUGCGGCGCCUCGUACUGACGCUGAGGAACGGGGCGCGCUGCUCGUGCCCGCAGCUCGACGGGCCCCGCGGGGCCGCUCCCCUCCUCGUCAUGGGUCGCCGCGCGGGACCGCGCCUCCUGCUCACGGCCGCCUUCCGCCUCGACGGCGGUGGCGGCGGGGCCGCGCGCGCCGCGCUGCGCCGUCUCAAGGGACACGCGUGUCCCGCGCUCCACUCGGCGCUCUGAAGGAGGGCCCCGAUGGCACGACCUCCGCUGUGGGUGCCUCUGCAGUCACGGCCAAGCCGUGGACAUUUAGUAGCACGGUCGGUGCGUGACGUCUCUUGCCGAUUGUGUCUCGCGGUGAUUCUGAUCUCUGGAUCGUGUUGCUUGAUCUGCAGAACGCAGAAUAAAUUUGAUUGCGCGCGACUUGAGCCCCACUCUCGUCACCCGUGCGCACGCCUUUGAUUACAGACAUUGGUCAGGGUCCCAGUGAGAGAUCCACAGAAGAGGUUGACCGCCGGCGGCUCAGUAUUUCUGACACGGUCGUGACAAAUCCCCUGAGCCGGCACCGUGGAUACCGGGUUCCGGCCGCCCGUGAUUAAUCCGGGUUCUCAGUCGUGGCGAGGUCACCACGGACGACUGCAUAAAAAACCCAUCGCACUAAAUUCGUGUGGGUUUUUUUUUCUCUCUCUCCAUCUUAAUUCGGCAAAACCACGAUAAACGCGGCGUUCGGAGUGCCCCGCGACCAGCACAGCACUUCGUCCAU